AUGGCAGAGCCACAGAAAGCAACUUCUUCAGCUGUUGAUUCAAAAUCAAAGGAGAAAAAAUCAAUGCUAGAUGAGGAAAUUGGUAAAGAUUUCCUUGGCUCCUGGAAAUCUAUGUCAGUGAAAGAUGAUGCUUUGGAUUUUAGCUUUGAGACAACCACAAAGGGAAAGAAUAAGGCGUUUAACUUUGACAAGCUGGAUAUUGAUUUUAAUCUGGAUGAUGAUUUUGGCAAGUUUUCAUCAUUCAAAGUGGACAUGCCUGAUCUUGACUUCUCAUCACCCGCAAAAAAGGAUGCAAAAGCAAAGGAAAAAUCUAAAGAGGAAACUAACAGUGGGAAGAAACAAGAGAAAAAAGAUCGCUUAGCUUUCUCUUUUAAUUUUAAUGAGUUGGAUGAUUUUGAUUUUGAUUCAGCCCUGAAUAAAGGAGAGAAGACUAGUAAGAAAAACCAGGAAAGCAAAGACGCUGAGUUGGGUGAUUUUGAUUUUGAUUCAACCCUAAAUAAAGGAGAGAAGACUAGUAAGAAAAAUAAGGAAUGCAAAGCCGCUGAGUUGGAUGAUUUUGAUUUUGAUUCGACCCUAAAUAUUGGAGAGAAGACUAGUAAGAAAAACCAGGAAGGUAAAGCCGCUGCUUCUGAGAGUACUGAAGUUUCUAAAAUUGACCAAGCACUUGAGGAUGAUCUCAUAACUGAAAGACUUCCAGAAUCAAGGGAUGCAGCCAAUUCGAAGGCUGAGACAUCCAAGGGUCGGGUAGAGGCUUGCAAAUCCACAGAUAACCCUUGUCCCUCAAAAGCUGUUCCUGCACGGGGGCCUGCACCUGAAAAAAUGGUUACAGCACAGGGAUCAAGAAUUUCUCCAGAGACAUCACUGGAUACCAAUGCCGAAGAAACAUAUAAAUCAAGUCCCUCGCCAGAGAGGGAGGUUUCAUCAGAACUCUAUGAUCAGCAGUCCUUACAAAGUUCACCCAUGGAUUCCCGUAAUGUGAACAAUUCAAACCCAGAAACAAUUUCCGACAUGCAGGCAGAAGUUUGUUCUCAGGGAAGAAGAACAAAAACCAGUUCCGCUUCAGAGCAAAAUGUCAAAGACAAUGUGAUAAUUAAUGAGUCCAUUCAGGAAAAUUUGCACCGGAAGAACUCAUUUCCGCUAUCAGAGAGUGACAGAGAAGGAAGAAAAGGAGCAGGUGGCAAUAUCCCAGCAGAAAUAGAUGACAGUAUAUUAGUGCAAGAUGAUAUAGUUCUGAAAGGCAUUAACACUGCAGGCUUAUCAACAGACAAUAUUGCAGCCAAGAAGUAUAUCCAGAAUCCAACUCCCAAACUUCCUUCAGUUUCGUUGGACAGAUGCAGUGAACCAACAGACACUGAACAGACAGCUAGAAAAGAAAAAGAAGCUGGGGCUAUUCGCUCAAGGUUUUUCAGAAGACAAGUGGAAAACAGAUCUCAAUUGCAUCAACCAUCAGAAAUUGGAAAAGAGGUUUCCUCAUUUAGUGGGAAAAAUAAUGGUGGCAUGCAUUUAAGCCCCGUAUAUGAGAAAAGGGAGGACUUUGGUGCUAGUGAAGCACAGAGUGUAAGAAAACUGGUUGAUUAUUCAAAAUUAAGUUCGCAAGAACUGACAAAAAGGAGGUCUGUUUUGCAGCAAAGUGAAAACAAUAUUGGAAGUUCUAGUGAUAUCAGGGCCGGUUUUGCUGUUGGUGCUAUACAAAAUGGUGCCAACAAAUUGAUCAGUAAAUCAAGUUUGCAAGAUAAAGCAGCAAGAAAAGGAGACCCUGUCCUUUUAAGAACCGAAAAGAACGCAAGUCUGCAAGCUAAUCCUCCUAACCAUACCGAGAAGACAACUGAAUCUAGUGUCCAGAAAUCUUUGAAUCCCAAACUUCAGAUUCCAAAAAUGCACUCCAUCCAGAACUCGAUGUUUCAUUCUGAAGCACAUAAAAUUACCAAGAAAGCACCUGCUCUCUCUUGCAUUAAAAGCACAAGGAGUAUAGGACCAAAGACGGAUCAUAUGAGUUCUCAGAAGGAAACCAAUUCAUUGGGAAACUUAGAGCAAAACAAGGAUACUAGAGGAAAUGCAUCUAACAUUGUCCUUCCAGUAGGAGUAGCUGAGACACAAACACCAAAGUUCCCAUCCUUGAAGCGUAAAACAUUUCAGGUUCUCUUUCUUUUUCUGAUACUAGUUACUUCAAUGCAAAAUUAUAUUUUCACUAAAAAUGCACAAUAAUUUUUAAAUAUAGUGUCAUCAAGAUGGUAUUGUGUUCAUGUAAUUAAUAUGAUGUGUCACUAGUAUUUUCUCAAAGCUGUUCCACAGGAAUCAAAUGGAGACACGAUGUUGUUGAAAUCCCUUAAAAGGCUUUCGCAAUCACCAACUGAAAGCAGGAAUCUUACAGAAUCUUCCGAGAGAGUUGCUGAUAAAGAGGUGCAAAAUCAUAAGAACCAUGUGGAGGUUUCAACCAAGAAUGUUCUCUAUGAUCAUCUGACCUCUGGAUCUGAAGUUCCUCGGGAGGUGAAUAUGACAGAACCCGAAUUUGCUUCAGUCAUUGAAAAUGAUGGAAAAGUGGAAAAGGCUGAAGCUUAUGGGAAGGAGCUUGAAGAUAUAUGCAACAUGCUGAAAAAGAAAAACGAGGAAGCCAAACAAGUAUUGGUUCGAGCAAUUGUGAACAACAACAAUUUACUGAUGCUUA
Molecule: messenger RNA, 2665 nt
Organism: Gossypium raimondii (Peruvian cotton)
Lineage: Eukaryota; Viridiplantae; Streptophyta; Magnoliopsida; Malvales; Malvaceae
Exons: 14
Coding region: 1-2205 (734 amino acids)
Source: RefSeq, a predicted model, not a curated record